UAAAAAGGCGGGGCAGAGUUUGUUUCUCUCGUCUCUCUUUUUCUCUUCUAAAACCCUAAAACCUAAGAGCAGCUUCAGUCUUUGUCGAACCACUGAAGCUUCUACUUCUCUGCAAUAGUUCGAAAUGGGGAAGAAAUCCGCUAAACAGGUUGCUACAGCUGUCUCUGUUUCCCCACCUGUGAAAUCAGCUAAGAAAGGUAAGAGGGAUGCUGAGGAAACCCUGGAGAAACAUGUAAGUGCCAAGAAGCAGAAGAUAGCUGAGGAAGAGCUUCUAAAGAAAAAGAAGACUGAGGUUAAGACGAAGAAGAAGAAGCAGGAAACAAGCAGCUCUGAUGACUCUUCAUCUGAAUCCGAAGACGAGAAACCCAAUGUGAAGGCCAAAAAAUUGCCAGCUGUUGCCGCUAAGAAUGGCCCUGCGGCAGCUCCCAAGAAGAAACCGGAAUCCAGUGAGAGUGAAAGUUCUGAUUCAGAUAGCAGCUCUGAUGAGGAUGAUGUAACUGAAGCAAAGGCAAAAAAAUUGCCUGCUGCUAAGGUUAAGAAUGUCCAUGCAGUAGUCUCCAAGAAGAAAGAGGAAUCAAGUGACAGUUCUGAUUCAGAUAGCAGCUCAGAUGAGGAUGAUAAGAAAGGGGCUAAGAUUGCGCCCCAAACUAAGAAACUGCCUGCUGCUGUGGCUAAGAAUGGCCUUGCAGCUGGCUUGAAGAAGAAAGAUGAAUCAAGUGACAGUUCUGAUUCAGAUAGCAGCUCAGAUGAGGACGAUAAAGCUCCAAAGGUUGCUAAGCAAGCCAGUAAGCCAACUCCUGCUCUAAAGAGUACCCCAGCAGUGGCCCCCAAGAAGAAACCUGAAUCAAGUGAUAGUUCCUCAGAGAGUGAUUCUGAGGAAGAUGAGAAAACUAAAGCCAAGAUCACAGCGCAAACAAAGAAAUCAGGAGUGUCUGCCCCAGCUUCUAAAAAGAAAGCAGAUAUGAGUAGCAGUUCCUCGGAGAGUGAUUCUGAUGAGGAUGAGGAGGCACCUCCUGCCAAGGUUUCUGUUCCUGCAAAGAGACAGUCUGUGACCACUGAUACAAAAGCAUCAAAGAAGACUGCCUCCAAGGAAGAUGAGAGUGAGGAUGAGAGCUCUGAAGACAGUGAUGAAGAACCUCAAAAGAAAAAAGUGAAAGUUCCGCCCACUGGGAAUGUGGUGAAGCCCAAUGCAAAGCCUUUAAAGAAGGCAAGCAGCAGUGAUGAGAGCUCAGAGGAAAGUUCUGAUGAUGAGCCUUCAAAGGCACAAGUAGUAAAAAAGCAGCUUGCCAAGGCAACAAAGGAAAGCAGCAGUUCUGAGGAUGAUUCAUCUGAGGAGGAAAGUGAGGAGGAAGAACCUGCCAAAACUCCACUGAAGAAGCCAUCAAAACCAUCUAAGGAUAGCAGCAGUUCUGAAGAGGAAAGUGAGGAGGAACAACCUGUUAAGACUCCAAAGAACAAUAUCAAGCAAAACACUGAUGAACCGAUGAUAGAUGCUGUAACACCCAAGGAGAAGAAAGUGCUAAAAACUCCAACUACCCCCAAUGUUGAAACAACUGGGUCAAAAACACUCUUUGCAGGGAACCUAUCAUUCAGUAUUGAACGAGCUGACGUGGAAGAGUUCUUCAAAGAUGUUGGGGAAGUUGUUGAUGUGCGUUUUGCAAUUAAAGAAGAUCAAUUUAGGGGAUAUGGCCAUGUUGAAUUUGCCACUGAAGCAGCAGCAAAGAAGGCUCUUGAACUGAAUGGUCAAGAUUUGUUGGGUCGACCUGUAAGACUUGACAUAGCUUUUGAGAGGGGCUCCUAUACCCCACAUAACAGCAGAGAAAGCAACUCAUACCAGAAAGGAGGUAAAGGUCAGGGUCGGACUGUAUUUGUACGAGGUUUUGAUACAUCUGUUGGAGAGGAUCAGAUUCGGAGCACACUGGAAGAGCAUUUUGGGUCUUGCGGAGAACUUACAAGGGUGUCUAUUCCGAAAGAUUAUGAAUCUGGUGCUCCCAAGGGGAUUGCUUAUAUUGACUUCCCUAAUGAGGAUAGUUUCUCCAAAGCUCUAGAACUGAAUGGAUUUGAGAUUGAAGGUUAUUCCUUGGUAGUGGAAGAAGCAAGGCCAAGGGCUGAUAACCGUGAUGGUGGUGGCAGCGGAAGAGGUGGUUUCGGCAGGAGUGGUGGUAGAGAUGGUGGCGGAAGGAGUGGUGGUAGAGAUGGUGGUGGUCGAUUUGGAGGUUUUCGUGGAGGUGGCCGAAGUGGUGGCCGUUCAGGAGGUGGUGGCAGAGGACGUGGCACACCGUAUAAUAAGCCAAACUUGGCAGCUGCUGGCACAGGGAAGAAAACAACAUUUGAUGAUUAGAGAAUAUGGGGGAUUUUGAAGUGUCUUGCCUCCUU
Messenger RNA from Telopea speciosissima, 2376 nucleotides. Its product is annotated as nucleolin 2-like. The coding region runs from base 125 to 2341 and encodes 738 amino acids. The record is from RefSeq and is a predicted model, not a curated record. The transcript is spliced from 22 exons. Lineage: Eukaryota; Viridiplantae; Streptophyta; Magnoliopsida; Proteales; Proteaceae. Gene Ontology annotation, molecular function: RNA binding.